AUGUCCAAGCCACGGUACGUCGAAUUAGACGAGGACGAACACGAAUUAUUUAAGCAUGCAUUCGAUACGCCCUCCUACCAUGACGACUGUGAUGACGCCGAAGAUCUCAAAAUCGGGAAGCUGGAUCUCGUAAAUGAUGGCAUGUGGGCUUUGAAGGCGAAAGUAAAAGAGUUGAAAGCUUUCAACAAAGCAUUAAUGGCUAAUCUCGUUACUACAAAACUCAAAGUUAAGGAACUGUUUAGCAAUAUGUUGGAGAAGAAGCAGAAAUUGGAGUUCAUGAAGAAGGAUAAGCCUAUAAAGUAUCAGAUUUUGCCGGUGAUAUUGGUGGAAACACAACCGCUCAGUUACAAUGACCAAAACAUAGCAGCUGCUCAAGUUAUACCAAAGCACGAUAGUAACUCAGAACAGGGAGAACAAAUAAUAUCAGUAAGGAUAACUUCAUCUGUAGCUGUAGAGAGAGGCGUUAAAACAAAACCAAACAAUGGUGCUAUAGACAUUGUUGCAAUAACAACCCACGAACCGUUCACUACAUUAGCCGACGUCACUGGUGCGUUUACUACAGCCACGAACUAUGAUUUAGGCACAAAUACUUUUCAAACAACAGAAAAUGUUAGAGAGUCUAUAACAGAGCUACCGCCUCAUCUUGCCGGCGCUAAUAUUGAAUAUAUUAAACAGCUUCAAGCUAAAAAGGAAUCUAGAACAUUAUUUAGCGAUGCCGAUAAAUACGCAACAUCGCAAAGUGAAAAUCACUUAAACGACACAAUACAAUCGGAGUCAAACACCCGAUUUCAAAAAGAUUUAACAGUUAAACAUGGAGAUAAAAAUGAACACUUCAUUGGCGAUAUUCCAAUCGCUAGGUCAAUCCCUUUAUCAUAUUCAUCUAAAAGUUACAUACAGAGAGAUCCCUCUUAUAAUAAUCAAAAACUCACUACAGUUAGUUUUAAUGUUGUACACGAUUCAUCUAAAUUAAGUUAUAAUCAACAAAGUGCAUAUACCGCACCGAAUCAGUCGCAGCAAAAAUAUUACAAUGCACCGCCUAAAAUCUACAGUGAACCAGCUCAAAUUUACAGCGAACCCGCUAAGUUUUACAGUGAACCAGCGAGAGUAUAUAGCGAACCCUCAAAAAUCUAUAGCGAACCGGCAAAGGUAUAUAGCGAGCCGGCAAAAAUUUAUAGUGAACCGGCAAAGUUUUACAGCGAACCAGCUUCAUUGCACCUCACGUCAGACCACGACUUAACAAGUCGCAAUCCCUGGAUUCAGCGAACUGAUACAACCGCCCACACAUACAGCACGACACCCUCAAACGGUGUAACUAACCCUUAUACAAACGACCGACCGGUGGAACAUCAACCGGAGAAAAAUUACGAAAUAGAUGAAAAGGUAAGCGUCAUGACAGACGGACGUAGCCACGGCGAGCAACCGAACAACCCUGAGAAUUGUAAGCAAGAAAAUUGUAAAGUAGGUUACGUCGUCGAAGGGAGACAAUUUAGGAAAUAUAGAGUCGAAGAGAGGACUUCAGAUGGCUUUAUAGUUGGAGAAUACGGAGUGGUGAGAAACGAGGACGGGGCGCUGCGCGGUGUCCGGUACACAGCAGAUAGUGAAGCCAGCCCUCGCCUCAUCCACGAUGCGCUUAUGAAGUUCCUACAGCUCAAAUAG
Leptosia nina is the source of this 1656-nucleotide messenger RNA. Lineage: Eukaryota; Metazoa; Arthropoda; Insecta; Lepidoptera; Pieridae. The record is from the annotation of a GenBank genome assembly.